CUGUGUUUAAAGUUUAAACCUUCCAGUUCACACUCCACGGAGCCUAUAAAAAGGGGUUCUGGGAAGCACUAGAAAACUAACAAGAUGGAGGAGAAAGCUGGGAGCCAUGGCAGAAGGCCAACAAAGGGAGGGUUGGUCACAAUGCCUUUCAUUUUUGCAAACGAGGUUACUGAGAAGUUGGCUGUGGUCGGAUUUAAUACUAAUAUGAUUAGCUACUUAACAACACAGCUGCAUAUGCCAUUAACCAAAGCAGCUAACACCGUCACCAACUUCGGAGGAACUGCAAGUUUGACACCGCUGCUCGGAGCCUUCAUCGCCGAUUCAUUUGCCGGUCGGUUCUGGACUGUAACAGUUGCUUCCAUCAUAUACCAAAUAGGGAUGAUAAGCCUAACACUCUCAGCAGUACUCCCACAACUAAGGCCACCGUCGUGUAAAGGAGAUGAAGUUUGCCAAGAAGCUGAUGCAGGACAGGUGGCUAUCCUUUACGCAUCUCUCCUACUAGGAGCCAUAGGAUCGGGGGGGAUCCGACCCUGUGUGGUGGCAUUCGGGGCAGACCAGUUCGAUGAAACGGAUCCUAAGCAAAAAACCAAUACAUGGAACUAUUUCAACUGGUACUAUUUUGUCAUGGGGUUAUCCAUGCUAGUGGCUGUGACAGUGCUUGUUUAUGUUCAGGAUAACAUUGGAUGGGGUUGGGGCCUUGGAAUUCCAACCGUUCUUAUGUUCUUGUCGAUCGUUGCUUUUAUUUUCGGGUACCCACUUUACCGGAACUUGGAUCCGGCUGGGAGUCCAUUUACCCGGUUGGUACAAGUGUUAGUGGCUGCGUACAGGAAGAGAAAAUUGCCUGUGGUUUCUGAUCCCAAGUUACUAUACCAAAACGACGAGCUUGAUGCCUCCAUUUCCAUGGGUGGGAAGCUUCUUCACUCUAAGCAGAUGAAGUUUCUUGACAAAGCAGCCAUAGUGACCGAAGAAGACAAUAAGCACCUCAAAUCUGGGCAAGCACCAAAGUUAUGGAGGCUGAACACCGUUCAUCGAGUGGAAGAACUAAAAUCAGUGAUCCGAAUGGGGCCAAUAUGGGCUGCAGGGAUCCUCCUCUUCACAGCCUACGCACAACAAAACACAUUCUCACUCCAACAAGCCAAAACCAUGAACAGGCACCUCACAAACUCCUUCCAAAUCCCCGCCGGCUCCAUGACUGUCUUCGCCAUGCUCGCCAUGCUCUCCACAAUCGCGCUUUACGACCGCGCUUUAAUUCCAGUAGCCCGCAGGUUCUCCGGGCUUGACCGGGGCAUCAGCUUCUUGCACCGGAUGGGAAUCGGCUUUGUCAUCUCGAUACUAGCCACUCUAGUUGCCGGGUUCGUGGAAGUGAAGCGGAAAAACGCAGCUUUAGCAAGCGGGCUCAUUGAUCAGCCGCAUUCCACCAUCCCCAUAUCAGUCUUUUGGCUUGUUCCGCAGUAUAGCCUUCAUGGGAUUGCUGAAGCCUUCAUGUCGAUCGGACAUCUCGAGUUUUUCUACGACCAGGCACCAGAAAGCAUGCGGAGCAGUGCCAUGGCACUGUUCUGGUUGGCAAUUUCAUUUGGGAAUUAUUUCAGCUCGCUGCUUGUUUCCUUGGUUCACAGGUUUAGUGCUAAGCCAGACGGAUCAAACUGGCUUAGGAAUGACAAUUUAAGCAAGGGGAAGUUGGAGUACUUCUACUGGUUGCUCACAUUGCUGCAAGUCGCUAAUCUUUUUUACUACUCAUGUUGCGCCAAAAUGUAUACAUAUAAGCCUCUCGAGAUCCAGAAAAAGGAAGGUGGUAGCUCUGAAGAAGAUGGAGUGGAGCUCGAAGAUCGGGUUUGAUUAGUUGCAGCUUUAGGCAUAGUUGGAUUAAUAUUGCCCCUGUUUUGCAGUGUCAUUUCUUCGAAAUGAAGAUACUUGUACAGAAAAAUGAGGGUUAUAACUAUAAUUAUAUGUAGUUUGAAUAAUGGGAAUGUCAAAUAACCAAUAAAGGAUAGAUUGAAAGAAAA
This is a messenger RNA of Alnus glutinosa, 2003 nucleotides long. Its product is annotated as protein NRT1/ PTR FAMILY 3.1-like. Gene Ontology annotation, molecular function: transmembrane transporter activity. NCBI's taxonomy places the organism in Eukaryota, Viridiplantae, Streptophyta, Magnoliopsida, Fagales, Betulaceae. Gene Ontology annotation, cellular component: plasma membrane. The record is from RefSeq and is a predicted model, not a curated record. The transcript is spliced from 4 exons. Bases 85 to 1836 code for a protein of 583 amino acids. Gene Ontology annotation, biological process: transmembrane transport.